Linum tenue is the source of this 2238-nucleotide messenger RNA. NCBI's taxonomy places the organism in Eukaryota, Viridiplantae, Streptophyta, Magnoliopsida, Malpighiales, Linaceae. The record is from the annotation of a GenBank genome assembly.
UGGGCUUUGAAGUUCAACCGAUCGUUUAGCUGCCACGAUGCAUAUCUAUGGGGGAAAAUAAAACGGAUAGAUAAUAGUUAGUCGAUAAGUAAGAGCAUAAUAAUAACAGAACGCGGGAUUGGGAAGGCAAAAUGUAUCAAAUCUUCACGAGAGAAAAAAAUUACUGGACUCUCCAGUGUCGACUCAUCUCCUCUUCCCGUUUCCUUUCCUUUUCUGUUUCGGUCUGCUUUCUCUUUCUGUGACUGGAUUUUCCCUUCUCUCCCACGAUAAGAUCGCCAGGCAAUCAACACUAAGCGCCCCUUUUUUUUUUUGGCUUUCUGGUUUAUGUCUUAGUUUCUCUUCGGCUCUUCUGCCUCCAUUUUCCUCUCUGUGUAGUAACCAGUCUGUGCAAAAAACAGAUGAUUAACGUUAGACUUUGCUCUCGUGAGUUGUCGUCUGAACUCUAAUCACCUCCUUCGCUUCGUCCUCCACGUUUGUUCUCUCUCUCUUUGUGUUUGCCUGUCCCAUGCAAUCAAGGUUGAGCGCAGUUUCCAUUUCUGGGUAUCUCAGGACAAACCCUUUCUUCGUUUCUUCUCCCGGCCUUUCCCCAAUCACCAGGAAAGGAACGAUUGAUUGGCUCCUUCGAACAAUCCCUCUUCUCACCUCGUACGGCCAUGGAGGUGGGUCGUCUUUAGCAUUCGCUCCCCUUCCUCUGCCUUCUCCCUCCCAUUGCAGGUGCCACGAGCCCACGACAGGUCCUUUGCUGUAGUUCUCUUAAAGAAGUGGGAAUUGGGGGAUCUUGGCACUUGUGGCAGGGCAGCUCAGGUUUUCCUGUGUGAUCGAUGGGGAUAUCACGGGAUAACUUUCAUGGACUUGUACUGGCUGUUUCUUCCAGCAUUUUCAUUGGCUCCAGCUUCAUUGUCAAGAAGAAGGGCCUUAAGAAGGCUGGCGACACUGGAACCAGGACCAAUCUGGAAGCUGAAAAUUUUCUGAAUAACCUUGCUUCCUUUUCUUCAUUAUGUACAGUGAUUUUGGGGGAGGUUGCUAAUUUUGCUGCUUAUGCAUUUGCCCCUGCAAUUCUGGUGACUCCCUUGGGAGCUUUAAGUAUUAUCUUCAGUGCAGUGCUAGCACAUUUCAUUCUGAAGGAGAAAUUGCACAUCUUUGGUGUACUUGGAUGUGUACUUUGCGUGGUAGGUUCCACAACCAUCGUCCUCCACGCUCCACAGGAAAGAAAUAUUGUUUCAGUCAGAGAAGUCUGGCACCUUGCUACAGAACCAGGUUUCCUAGUCUAUGCAGCUCUUGCUGUGAUUGCAGUUUCAGCUCUCAUUUUCUACGCUGUCCCACGAUAUGGCCAGACUCAUCUGAUAGUUUAUGUUGGGAUUUGCUCUCUCAUGGGUUCCCUCACGGUUAUGAGUGUGAAAGCUGUUAGCAUUGCUCUCAAGCUUUCAUUUUCUGGGAUGAAUCAGUUUGUUUACUUCCAGACAUGGAUCUUCACCAUAAUCGUUAUCACCUGUUGUCUUCUUCAAAUCAACUACUUGAAUAAGGCACUGGACACCUUCAAUACGGCUGUUAUUUCUCCAGUCUACUAUGUGAUGUUCACCUCGUUUACCAUCCUAGCCAGCAUGAUCAUGUUUAAGGAUUGGGACUCGCAGAAUGCGUCACAGAUUGCUACAGAACUGUGUGGGUUCAUCACAAUCCUGUCUGGCACAUUUCUCUUACAUAGAACAAAAGACAUGGGGAACACCACUUCUAAGCCAGAUGAGGAAGCUCCUGUAUUUGGAAACACAAACAACAGAACCCCAGAAACUGCUACUUAGCAAAGAAAAAGGAUUGCUGGGUUUUCCGGAGUCAGGGGAAUUGAGUUUUGAUCUCUUGCAGUUGUACAGAGCAAGUAAGUGGGUUGCACAGCAAACUGACCAAAGAAGUUUAAAGCCAUGGUAGCCCUGGUUUGGGACCAAAGAGAAACUUUUGAAAGCCACACCUUUUCUUCUCCACUUUUCCCAGCUGAGUUAGACAGAUUUCCAAGAUAUGAAGGUCAGAGCAUUGGGGUAUACCUUAGAUGAUGAUAUAAGAUUAGCCGAUUAGAGAUUUUAGGGAGAGUUCUAUAACAUACUUCAUCUGGUUCUGUUCUGUAAUAUCUGUUCAUUACCCCCUGCUUCAUGUAGAUUAGUGAAAUUUGUAUACAAGAGAUGAAUUUUCGAUUCUUUUGGAGUUUCUGCUGUUUCAUACCCUUAUAAAUUGGUGAGUUUUUAGUUGAAA